Molecule: messenger RNA, 984 nt
Organism: Cicer arietinum (chickpea)
Lineage: Eukaryota; Viridiplantae; Streptophyta; Magnoliopsida; Fabales; Fabaceae
Product: PKS-NRPS hybrid synthetase cheA-like
Source: RefSeq, a predicted model, not a curated record
AUGACAUUUUGUGUUGGAUUUGCGUAUCUACAGUCUGAGCGUGUUGAUAAUUUUACAUGGGCACUACAAAUGUUGAAAGAACAGAUUACAGGUGGUGAAGUUGAAGUAAUUGUUACUGAUAGAGAUCUUGCUUUAAUGAACGUUGUUGAAUGUGUUUUUCCAAAGGCGGUCAAUUUAUUAUGCCUGUUUCAUGUAUGCAAAAAUGUGAAAGCAAAGUGCAAGAUGACUGUUUUUCCAAAAAAGAAGCAGGUGCAAAUAAUGGAGGCAUGGGAGGCUCUUGUUUACAGUUAUGAUGAGACUCAGUACUACAUGAAUUUGGCUAACUUUGAAGGAAUUUGUAGUAGCUCUUCUAUCUUUAAUGAUUAUGUACAUGACCAGUGGUUAAUUCCUCACAAGGAAAGAUUUGUUGAGGCGUGGACUAAUAGAGUUAUGCAUUUUGGGAACACUACAACACAAAGGGUUGAGUCGGCGCACUGGAGUUUGAAACGGAUAUUACAAGAUAGCAUUGGUGAUAUAUGCAGUGUUUGGGAAACCAUCAAUAGCAUGAUUGUAUUACAACACAGUGAGAUAAUAACAUCAUUUGAAAAGAGCAUAAUUCAGAAGGUCCAUCGACAUAGUAACAGAUUUGGCACAAAAACAUGUAGUACUGUAACUUCUAAUAAAGUACAACAACCUCGACCAUCAGUAACAAAGCUCACACCUCGACCAUCAGUCAGCAAAGUUCAACAACCGAGAGUUCUUAUCUUCAAGGAAUGGUUGCCGGUUGAAAUUCACAAAUUCAUAGAUGACAUUAUUGACGUGGGUGAGGAUGGUAAUUGUGGAUAUCGUGCAGUUGCAGCUUUACUUGGAAUGGGUGAGAACUUUUGGGCAUUCAUUCGUCAAGAGUGUGUGGUAGAGCUUCAAGAAUUCAUGUCUCAUUACGAGAUAAUAUAUGGUGGACAAAUUUUUGUUCAACAACUUAUACGCAAUAAAUGGGAUAUGUGA